Messenger RNA from Lecanosticta acicola, 2335 nucleotides. Lineage: Eukaryota; Fungi; Ascomycota; Dothideomycetes; Mycosphaerellales; Mycosphaerellaceae. The record is from the annotation of a GenBank genome assembly.
AUGGUUGGGAGGAAGGUCCUAGACGGUUUGAGAAAGGGAAAGAAGGACCUAUAUGCGCUCAAUGUGCAGUACUGUCGGAGGUAUUUCAGGGCGAGCUAUUCCCCAGCAUUUUACCACAACAUUUCUUGUCGCGUCGUUACUCACCGCGAAAUCGAUGCGCGUCGCACAAGCUGAUUCCACCUCAAACAGCGACUUCCUCAAACGGGAUGACCAAAUCCUGGCCAAUCGCCUGUUGCAAGAAGAAAGCCUCGAACGUCGGAAGAAAGCUGCAGUGGACUUGGACCGAGCGCGCGCUCAAAAUGGCCAGACUGGUGCUUACCCGGAUGUUGACGACCUCGACGAGGACGUGCCCAUGGACGAUAUCGGCAGUGAGAACUAUGGCUCGAAGACGAUUAUCAUCCACGUAGGGAGUGAGAACCUGCGAUUAGGAUUUGCCACCGACGCCUUGCCCAAAACAGUACCUAUGGUAAUCGCAAGGAGAUCUGAAACUUCAGAGUCUGAAGAUUCCGAGCCUGUACCAAAGCGCAUCAAGCUCGACAAGGACGCGCCGUCUGAAGAGUGGUUUGGAGAAGAAGUGUGUGGCGGUGUUUCGCUUCAUCUUGGAAUGUACUAACAUAUCUCAGUUCGCGAAGGAGUACAAUGCUAUGGCUUCAGAGUUCAGAACAUACAGGAGACAAAAUAAGCGACGAGUAUUGCCCAACUCUCGUGAAUUGGUCACCAAAUGGAAUAGCACGACAGAACCAGAGAUCAUCUCCGAGCAUAAUGAUCCACUACGCAUCGAUUGGACAGAACUACCACCGCAUCCCUCGAAAGCCCCAGAGUACAUUGUCGGCGCACCUGCGCUCCGCAUCCCGGAGAAAUCGGCCCCAAGAUACCGACUUCACUGGCCCAUACGGCACGGCUGGUUAAACGAAAAAGACUACAGCAGUCGUAAUCUCCUACUUCGCGAUUUUUUCAUGAUUAUUGAAGAGAGCUUGAAGACGGAACUUGAACUGCCACACAAGAAAGAUUGGAAUCAGUACAGCUGCGUCUUUCUCAUCCCCGACAUUUACGAGAAGAAUGUUGUUUCAAUUGUGCUCGGCGAGCUGAUACGUGGCUUCGGCUUUUCUCGCGUGUGCUUCAUGCAGGAGUCGCUGGCCGCCACAUUCGGAGCCGGCUUCAGUGCUGCUUGCAUGGUCGAUCUGGGCGCUGAAAAGACGACUGUGUGCUGCGUCGAAGAUGGCAUGUGCAUCGAGAAUUCCAGGAUAAAUAUGAAGUACGGUGGCUUCGACGUGACGGAGACCUUCGUCAAGAUGAUGCUGUUUGACAAGUUCAAUUACAGUGACUUCAACCUGACGCGACGACAUGAUUUUUUGCUUGCCGAGGAGCUCAAAGAAAAUUUCACCACGAUGAGUGACGAAAAUAUCAGCGUGCAGCUGUUCGAUUUUCACCUUCGUGCUCAUGGACAGCCAACUCGAAAGUACCAGUUCAAGCUGUACGAUGAGGGCAUGCUAGCUCCAAUGGUAAGUGAUUGAUCCGAACGUUUUUGCACCACCCACUGAAUCGUCAUCAGGGAUACUUCCGGCCGGCAAUAUUCGAGAGCUCAAGCAAGCUCAAUGGACGAAGAAAGCUCAUAGCGCCAUCGGAAGAUUUAUACGAAGGUCAUCCAAAUGACCCAAUGCCUGAGGCACAAUUGGCCGUGAUCAACUAUGUCGCCCAGAACAUCCCGACUGCGGUUGUUGCGCCCGCAGCAAAACCAGCACGACUUCUUGGUACUCCAAUGGUGCAGGGCACACCCCAAAAGCCGCGUCCUCUUCCCAUUCCGAGCCACGUGAAUACAGAGGACGGUACUCCGCGAUCCUCCCCAGCCGCCUCACCGCCUCCGGAAGAGAAUGGCACGCCAAUGCCAGACGCAGAAACUGGGCUUGGGGAAAUUGAUACCAAAUCGCAAGACCCUUGGAAAACCUUCGAGAUUAGUGAGCGCGUUGUGCCCAUGAUGCCACUUGACCAAGCAAUUCUCACUUCGAUCGAAUACGCGAGCAAACUGUCCAAGGACCAAAUUGACGAGCGCAAAAGGCGCGACUUACUCGGUAGCAUCAUGUUGACAGGUGGAGCGUCGAAGACACCAAAUCUUCAGAACUAUCUGGAAAUGCGACUCCGAGCUCUUAUGCCGCAGUAUCCGAAAGAGAUCCUGGUUGCUCCUCCGCCACGCGAGCUCGAUCCGUCGGUCCUGGCAUGGAAGGGCGGAAGCGUUUUUGGAAAACUGCGCAUGACGAAUGAUAGCUGGAUCUCGCCACUGGAAUAUGAUCGGCUGGGAGCAAGGAUUCUGAACUACAAGUGCAUGUGGCAUUGGUGA